Messenger RNA from Lichtheimia ornata, 1014 nucleotides. RefSeq lists its product as uncharacterized. Bases 1 to 1014 code for a protein of 337 amino acids. The record is from RefSeq and is a predicted model, not a curated record. Gene Ontology annotation, molecular function: ATP binding; DNA binding; DNA clamp loader activity. Gene Ontology annotation, cellular component: Ctf18 RFC-like complex; nucleus; Rad17 RFC-like complex. Gene Ontology annotation, biological process: DNA repair; DNA-templated DNA replication. Lineage: Eukaryota; Fungi; Mucoromycota; Mucoromycetes; Mucorales; Lichtheimiaceae. The transcript is spliced from 6 exons.
AUGGAUAGCAAACCAACAAAACCACAAGAAGAAGCCGUCGGCUACAUGGUGCCUUGGCUGGAAAAGUACAGACCCAUUCUACUCAAAGACAUUGUCGGCAACCAAGACACCGUUCUUCGAUUACAAGUCAUUGCACGCGACGGCAACAUGCCCAACCUAAUUCUUGCUGGCUUACCGGGUAUUGGAAAGACGACGAGUGUACUAUGUCUCGCACACGAGUUACUUGGCAGUGCAUACAAGGACGCAGUGCUAGAAUUGAAUGCAUCAGAUGAACGUGGUAUUGAUAUGGUGCGUGAUCGCAUCAAGCACUUUGCACAAAAGAAGGUUACAUUACCCCAAGGAAGACACAAGAUUAUCAUUCUGGAUGAGGCUGACAGUAUGACGGGAGGUGCGCAGCAGGCUUUGAGACGUACGAUGGAAAUAUACUCAAAUACAACACGAUUCGUCUUUGCUUGCAACCAAUCCAACAAGAUUAUUGAACCCAUACAAUCUCGAUGUGCUAUCCUUCGUUACAACAAAUUGACAGAUGCCGAAGUUUUAUCACGCCUGCAGGAGAUUUGCAAACGAGAGAAUGUGGAUGUGACCAACGAUGGUAUGGAGGCUCUGAUUUUCACCGCUGAUGGCGAUAUGCGACAAGCAAUCAACAAUCUACAAUCCACCUAUUACGGCUUCAAGCAAGUCAAUGCACAAAACGUUUACAAAGUCUGUGAUGAGCCACAUCCCGCUGUUUUGCAACGUAUCUUGACUUCAUGUGCGGAUGGCAACGUCAAGGAAGCUGAUAGAACCAUGCGUGAUCUAUACGACCUUGGCUAUUCUUCACUCGAUAUCAUUACAACACUGAGCCGGGUAUUGAAAAACAUGCGAUCAUUGGAAGAAGGUUUACGUCUGGAUCUCUUAAAGGAAAUCGGCUUGACACAUAUGCGUAUCACGGAUGGUCAUCAAAGCGUGCUACAGUUAUCUGGAAUGAUCGCAAGACUUUGUCGAAUCGCAAAAGAGAGUAGCAUUUCAUUUUAA